AUGGACAAGAAUGCCGCGAGAGAGAUGGAUCAGAAGGGAAAGUCCAAUGUUGUUGAAGAGUUCGUGCAAACGGCAUCUGGUGGCGUCAGGACGUACAAGGAUAAAGAGGCAUCGGAGCACGAUACUGCCAGCAGUCCUCUCGACGUGUUGCAAUCACAGUCAUGCUGCCUGACAUGCAAGAAUGACCGUGGGAAUUGCAGUAAUGAUGGAACAACAAAACGUUGUGUUGAAGUAACUCUGCACCAGACAUUUUGUAAAAGUGUGAAUAUUACAUGUGACAUGAGAGAAGCCGUAAACAGCAUCUCAGGAAAUAAAGUUGUCCUAUGUACCCCUGAAGGUUUUCACUAUAAGGUCAAUGUGACUAAAAGGAUUGAUGUCACGAGUAUUCAUGGUGCUAGAUGGAACGAGUUUCUAUUUGAUUACAAUCUAUUGGAGGGAGAUAAAGUUCUACUUAUAGUUACAAUAUAUGGUUUGCUUGUUGCUGCCAUAAGUAAGGAAAAUGUUUUUAAAAUCAGGUCACUGACAGCAGUUGCACAGAGUGUUGAAGAUGAUGUCAAACAUAUUAUAGAUGAUGUUGUGAUGACGAGAGGUUGUCGUCUUAUGGUGGAUGAAGAUGAUAAUUUGGUUCAAUGCAUAAGAACUUAUGGUGCUUUCGCGAUUUCUUCAUUUGUGCAUAGGAUAACACAAAGCGACAUGGGGAAAAUGAAAAUACCACGAGAAGUUGCUGAUGAAUUAGAUGUUUGCAAUGAAGGAAUGACACUGUUAGUAAUGUACAAGACUUUCAAUCUUGAAAUCGACGGAACAUACAAGAAAGCACCACCCAAAGUUGGAAGAAUUGUGCUAGUGACUGGAUGGAAGGCUUUCUGUGAGCAAGCAGGGAUUAUGAAGAAUAAAGCCAUCAUGAUGCAGUUCUUCAAGAGAAAUGAUGACCUGGUUAUAGUAACCACUUUAUUAUAGACGGCAUACUAUGUGGAUGGUAUGAAAUAUAUAGCAUAGUGUUCUAUGCAAUAUUUCCGUAAUGCAUAAUUCAUGUGUUCUCCUUGACUUGAAAACUCUAACAUUCGUUGCUAUGGAUAUUUGAUAUGUUUCUAUGGCGAACUAAAGUUGGGGCGCCAAGAAUAAGUUUUGUGUUGUGAAAUAA
Molecule: messenger RNA, 1141 nt
Organism: Triticum dicoccoides
Lineage: Eukaryota; Viridiplantae; Streptophyta; Magnoliopsida; Poales; Poaceae
Exons: 6
Coding region: 1-957 (318 amino acids)
Source: RefSeq, a predicted model, not a curated record